UUAAAUAUGCCAAAUUCCCCUAAACCACUGCUUGGAAUAUUCUUCUCUUAUGCCCUUUUUAUAUACUUUAAACUCCAUUUUCUGCAAUCUUCUAUUGUAAGGAAAAAGUCAGAGAUGAAGUUCUGGAAGAUAUUGAAGAGUCACAUAGAGGAAACAUUGCCGGAAUGGCAAGACAAAUUCUUGAGUUACAAAGAUCUGAAGAAAGAAUUGAAAUUGAUUUAUCCUCAGGAUGACCGGCCUAUCAAAAAACAGAGAUUGAAUAAUGAUGAGCUUACCAAGGAGGUGAAUGAUUUUGUAAAGCUCUUAGAAGAGGAGAUUGAUAAGUUCAACACUUUCUUUGUCGAGAAAGAAGAAGACUACAUCAUUCACCUUAAGGUUUUGAAAGAGAGGGUAGCUGAGAUGGGAAAGUCAAAUGAAGAGGUGAAUAGAUUAGGCAGGGAUAUUGUGGAUCUUCAUGGAGAGAUGGUUUUAUUGGAGAAUUACAGUGCUCUUAACUAUACAGGAGUUGUGAAGAUUUUAAAGAAAUAUGACAAACUCAGUGGGGAGCUUCUUCGAUUGCCUUUCAUCCAAAAGGUGCUUGCGGAGCCAUUCUUCGAAACUGAGGUUCUAAAUAAACUAGUGAAGGAGUGUGAUACACUUCUUAGUCACCUAUUAUACCAAACUGAGCCACUCAAAGUAGCAGGAGCAGGAGGAGGUGGUGGCGGAGAAAGGCCAGUCAAAGUUCCUCAAGAACUUGCAGAGAUCAAGAAUAUGGAGAACAUGUACUUGAGACUUACAUAUUCAGCACUCAGAGUCUUGCAGGAGAUGCGCAGCGGAAGUUCAACUGUCAGCAUCUUCUCUUUGCCACCAAUGAAGACCAACGCGCUCGACAAUGUAUGGAAAAACGCUCCAGUGGUCAUACAAGAAGCAAAGUAGGGGGUUACUCAUGUCUCUUGAUAUACUGUUUUGUUUCCUUUUGCCAAGAAGAAGUACUGAGUGCAGUUGCUGCUCAUAUAUAGCUUUAGAUUUCUGAUAAAUAUAUAUAUAUAUACAUACACACAUGUUCCCGUUUGUAAUCCAUUGUUUUUGGCUCAAGAAUUUUAAGUUAAGCUAAUGCUUCUAUUGUCUUAAAGGUUGUAUGUACAUUAAUUAGUCUUGGAGGCUGAAUUUGAUCUUUGGGUAAGAUAUGAGCUUCACCACCUCAUAGGAACUUCUUUGCAAA
Solanum pennellii is the source of this 1201-nucleotide messenger RNA. Its product is annotated as SPX domain-containing protein 1-like. The record is from RefSeq and is a predicted model, not a curated record. Gene Ontology annotation, biological process: cellular response to phosphate starvation. Bases 7 to 915 code for a protein of 302 amino acids. NCBI's taxonomy places the organism in Eukaryota, Viridiplantae, Streptophyta, Magnoliopsida, Solanales, Solanaceae. The transcript is spliced from 3 exons.